Messenger RNA from Microthlaspi erraticum, 378 nucleotides. NCBI's taxonomy places the organism in Eukaryota, Viridiplantae, Streptophyta, Magnoliopsida, Brassicales, Brassicaceae. The record is from the annotation of a GenBank genome assembly.
AUGUCUCCAAAGGCUUGUCUAGAAGAAAACCUGGGGUCAAUAGAGAAAGAAUCAGAUGACAAGGAAAUUGUUCACGAAACUGGAUUUGUGACGAUGAAAAAGGCGAGAUUCAGAGAAUCAAGAGACCACCAGACGAAACCAAAUAGAGGAGUUCUGGUGGGGGGUUGGAGGAGUAGAGAGUUAAAGAUGAUCGACAGAGAGGAAGAAGAAGAAGAAAGAAAGAAGAAGAAGAGAAAAGUCUUGGGGGAAAUGCCCAACCUCCAGUCCUCUGAAGCCGAGGAGAUUGCAGGAAAAUGGCGUUGCCCUCAGAAAAACAAAGUUAAAUCAGGUCCGGCAUUGAAGCAGCUUCGACUUGAUACAUGGAUACAUAAAGUAUGA